Molecule: messenger RNA, 942 nt
Organism: Mollisia scopiformis
Lineage: Eukaryota; Fungi; Ascomycota; Leotiomycetes; Helotiales; Mollisiaceae
Exons: 4
Coding region: 1-942 (313 amino acids)
Source: RefSeq, a predicted model, not a curated record
AUGUCUUUCACUCCUCAUCUUUCUUCUCUUCAAGUCCUUCUUGUCCCUGUAUUGCUAUCAUUGUUCAUCUCCAGCUCCAGUGCUGUCGAGACGGUCACAGCAAUAGUCGAUACACCAUAUACGGAUUACCUGGACUUUCAACAAUUUGUUUUGAUUGCAUCAGGUCCCACCCCGACGGACGACGACUUUGCCAGCAUCAGCUCGACAGCAUUUCCCUUAGCAACAGCUUCAUGCAGCUCAUACGACGUGGGUGCUACUGUUGAGCUUGUUGAGGCACUUGCAGAUAUCUUCUGUACUGGUCUUGAUCUUUCCGAGGGCAGUAGUGUUUUUCAAACAGCCGAUAUCUGUGCUCUUGGUUGCAACUCAAGCUACACACAGAUCAUCACGUCUUGCGAAUUUAACAGCCAACUUAUCUACGGGUCAGGAAGUCUACAGGAUACCUGCGGCACCUUCGCAAUAUCGCUUUCGUCUGCCGUUCUAGCUCCCACUUCGUCCACAACCUUUGCUCCACCGCCGCCCAGUCCAACUCCAACACUAUCUCCACCAGGACUGCAAGAUCAGGAGUGUUACGAAGCAGACAGUUUCGGAAAGCACAGCGAUAUUGCUGGAAAAGUGCAGAGUUCUUAUGCUACCACCUUUUGCAGCACCAAUGACCAAACAUUUACUUCUGGGACAGCUCCCGUGCUGUGGAACGCGGGGUCAAUAAUAUUCCGAGAUGGACUCACACCGUAUCAUUAUACCGUAAGUUGGCUUGAUGGUUGUAUGACGACGGCAACGCAGCAGAGUAUGGACCAACCACUUGCUGGUGAUUCCACGGUCACUUGUGUUAGUCUGGUGAAGGAGAACUGGCGGAACUGCAACAACGGCGGAGCUGGUGGAACUCGGAUUGCUGGGUGUUUGAAAUACAAUUUUGCUGCAACACUAAAUACGACACAGAUUUGA